UCAGUGGAGGAAGAAGAAGGCGGCCGAGGAGGGUGAGAGUGGUUUUUUUUUUUAAUUUUUUUUCCCCCUCCACGCGAGUUUUCCGCCAUGAAUCCCAACUGUGCGCGCUGCGGGAAGAUCGUGUAUCCCACGGAGAAGGUGAACUGCUUGGAUAAGUUCUGGCACAAAUCAUGUUUCCACUGCGAGACCUGCAAGAUGACCCUGAACAUGAAGAACUACAAGGGCUACGAGAAGAAGCCCUACUGCAACGCACACUACCCCAAGCAAUCCUUCACCAUGGUGGCAGACACGCCCGAGAACCUGCGCCUAAAGCAGCAGAGUGAGCUCCAGAGCCAGAUCCGCUACAAGGAGGAGUUCGAGAAGAACAAAGGGAAGGGAUUCAGCGUGGUGGCCGACACCCCCGAGCUGCAGAGGAUCAAGAAGACUCAGGAUCAGAUCAGCAACAUCAAGUACCACGAGGAGUUCGAGCGCAGCCGGAUGGGGCCCAGCCCCAGCGAGGGCUCGGAGCCGGAGCGCCGGAGCUCCCCCGAGAGCGGCGCCUACCGGAGAGCGGAGCAGCCGCAGCUCCACGGCCAGCCCGCGGCCACAGUUUACCAGCAGCAGCAGCAGCAGCAGCCGCCUCCGUCCCAGUCCUACGGCUACAAGGAGCCAACUGCGGCCUCCUCACAGCGCAACGCCCCGGCCGGAGGGGGGAAGCGUUUCCGUGCCGUCUAUGACUACAACGCGGCGGACGAGGACGAGGUGUCCUUCCAGGACGGGGACACCAUCAUCAACGUGCAGCAGAUCGAUGACGGCUGGAUGUACGGCACGGUGGAGCGCACGGGGGACACGGGCAUGCUCCCGGCCAACUACGUGGAGGCCAUCUGAGCCCUGCCCGUGUCCCCUCCCCGCCCUCCCAGCCGUGUCCCCGUGUCCCCUCCGGGCCCGGUUUCGGGGCUGUGCGGGGUGGGGAUCAAAGCUCCAGGGCGUUUCUCCUCCUGUCCCCUCUGUCCCUCCUGUCCUUCCUGUCCUGCCCUCCCGGGAGCCACCGGGAUGCCAGGAAAGGGAGGGAGAGGCCAAAUUCAGGACCAAAUUCCCGCUGUGGGGUGGGGGAAGCAAAGGGGGGCUCACCCCAAGCUGCCCCUGCUCAUCCUGCUCCUGGCUGCCCUCAAUCCUUCAGUGCCCAGAGCAGGAAAGUUUUGAGCUCAAAUCUCCACAAAACCUCUCUGCUCUGGCUGCUCCUGCCUCGGGCUGGGCUGUCCUGAGCCCUCCGGAGCAGGAGCAGCCCUGGGGCUCGUCCUGGCUGGAGGGCUGGGCUGGGAUGAGCUCUCCAGGCUGGGAUCAGCCCCCCUGAAUUGGGAUGAACCCCUCCCCAGGCUGGGAUGAGCUCUCCAAACUGGGAUCAGCCCCCCUGAACUGGGAUGAGCUCUCCAAACUGGGAUCAGCCCCCCCAGACUGGGAUGAGCUCUCUGGACUGGGAUGAGCCCCUUGAAGUUGGGAUCAGCCCCUCCAGGCUGGGAUCAACCCCACUGAACUGUGAUCAGCCCCCCUGAACUGGGAUGAGUUCCCUGGACUGGGAUCAGCCCCCCAGACUGGGAUGAGUUCCCUGGACUGGGAUCAGCCCUCCUGAACUGGGAUGAGUCCCCCCAAACUGGGAUCAGCCGCCCUGAACUGGGAUGAGUUCUCUGGACUGGGAUGAGCCCCCCAGACUGGGAUCGACCCCACUGAACUGUGAUCAGCCCCCCAGACUGGGAUGAGUCCCCCCAAACUGGGAUCAGCCCCCCAGACUGGGAUGAGUCCCCCCAAACUGGGAUGAGUCCCCCCAAACUGGGAUCAGCUCCCCCAGAGCUCCCGCUCACUCUGGGGGUCCCCUGGGGUUGAGCCUUUCCCCCCCACCCAGAAUUUUCCUGCUUUUCUCCUCCUCCUCCUGCUGCUGAGUGCUGCCACCACCCCUGUCACUGUCCCCUGGGUGCUGUGACACCCCCAGCCUGCCCACACCUCUCAUUGCCAGCGCUGGUGGCAGCUUUUAGGGACCACUUUGGGAUGGUGUCAGGGACCAAAACAUCAAAGCACGUCCCUGUCCCCUUCUCCUCUGGGCUCCUGGGGGGGAUCAGGGUCGGGUUAAACUGGAACUGGGCAGGGAGGGAGGAGCAGGGACCUCCAGAGGGUCCUGGGAGGACCUGGGACAGUGGGGGUGUCCCCAUGCCAGGACCUGGGACAAUGGGGUGUCCCCAUGCCAGGACCUGGGACAUUGGGGUGUCCCCAUGCCAGGACCUGGGACAAUGGGGGUGUCCCCAUGCCAGGGCUUGGGACAAUGGGGUGUCCCCAUGCCAGGACCUGGGACAGUGGGGGUGUCCCCUUGCCAGGGCUUGGGGACAAUGGGGUGUCCCCAUGCCAGGGCUUGGGGACAGUGGGGGUGUCCCCAUGCCAGGGCUUGGGGACAGUGGGGGUGUCCCCAUGCCAGGACCUGGGACAGUGGGGGUGUCCCCAUGCCAGGACCUGGGACAUUGGGGUGUCCCCAUGCCAGGGCUUGGGGACAAUGGGGGUGUCCCCAUGCCAGGACCUGGGACAUUGGGGGUGUCCCCAUGCCAGGGCUUGGGACAUUGGGGUGUCCCCAUGCCAGGGCUUGGGACAGUGGGGGUGUCCCCAUGCCAGGACCUGGGACAAUGGGGGUGUCCCCAUGCCAGGACCUGGGACAGUGGGGGUGUCCCCAUGCCAGGACCUGGGACAUUGGGGUGUCCCCAUGCCAGGACCUGGGACAUUGGGGUGUCCCCAUGCCAGGGCUUGGGGACAAUGGGGUGUCCCCAUGCCAGGACCUGGGACAAUGGGGUGUCCCCAUGCCAGGGCUUGGGGACAAUGGGGUGUCCCCAUGCCAGGACUUGGGACAUUGGGGGUGUCCCCAUGCCAGGGCUUGGGACAAUGGGGUGUCCCCAUGCCAGGAGCACUGUGGGGCCAGGAGGCAGCUCCACCUUUGUUAUUCCCACUGGAAAAUCAGGAAUUAGGGACCAAAGCAGAGUGAGACAUUCCUGGGGACACCUCCCUUCACUGGGGGCAGAGUCACGCUGGGGACAGGGAAUUGUGGCUGCGGUGGGGUUGGGGACAGGGAUUUGGGGUGGCAGCAGGGCAGGGUGGGAAUCCCAGCUGGUGCUAAAACAGGGAGCACAAGGGCAGGGGGAGCCUCCUCCUCUCCCUGCUGAAUCCUCUUCGUAAUCACGUUCUUGUCUGGGAAUGGGGAGGGAGCCUCAAUGUGAAUAAACCCUUUUUUAAUGGACCAAAUAACACAGGAAAUUCCCUUUUGGGAUACAGAUCUUUUUUUAAUCCUCCCUCAAAACCGUUGUCCCUAAAUUCUCCCCUCCCAUGCUCCUUUCACCCCCGCCAUGGGAAACAAACCUCUUAUUGCUUGAUUUCUGCCUUUUCUCUCAACUUUAUGCACUUUUUUGCCUUUUUUUUUCAUAGCUGAAAAGCACCUAAACCUGUAUUUAAAAAUAAGUAAAUAAAUAAAUGAGUUAAAGAAAUCACAAGGAAGAAGAACAAUUAAAAAGCUGAAUAAUUGCUUCUCAUCACGUGUAAAAUAGAUUUCGUCCAUCCCAGCUUCCCUGGUUGUGUCUCAGUGCUGAGCUUAGAACGUGUUUUCCUCGGGAUCCGUCGCUUAAUUGGGGUUUUGUCCUUGUGUCCUCCUUCCUGGGUUGAGCACCCACCAGUAAAAACAAAAAUUUUACAAAAUUACUUGGCCUUUUUAUCCAAAAAAAAAAUAAAAAAAGAGAAAACCCACGGAAUGGAACAACCCGACCAUCGAUUCUCUUGCUGGUUUACUCGGAUUGAAAAUAAAAGUUUAAUUUUUA
Molecule: messenger RNA, 3821 nt
Organism: Zonotrichia leucophrys gambelii
Lineage: Eukaryota; Metazoa; Chordata; Aves; Passeriformes; Passerellidae
Gene: LASP1
Product: LIM and SH3 protein 1
Exons: 7
Coding region: 88-867 (259 amino acids)
Cellular component (GO): focal adhesion
Molecular function (GO): actin filament binding
Source: RefSeq, a predicted model, not a curated record